Molecule: messenger RNA, 1422 nt
Organism: Durusdinium trenchii
Lineage: Eukaryota; Dinophyceae; Suessiales; Symbiodiniaceae
Source: the annotation of a GenBank genome assembly
CGCGUUCCAAACGGUCUUUUCUCUUCCUCUUUUGAAAGCAGCACCAGUUCGCCUCGUCCGGUGGCAUGGCUCAAGAGAACAUCCAUUUUGCAGGCGCUGCUCUUUGAGCUCUGGCGGCUCCGCUCCGCCAAGGGCGAGUUCAGUUUUCUGCGUGCCGAAACGACGCGCCUGCAGGACACUCCCAAAGUGGAAGGAUCCCAUGGCUGCGCGGGCAGCAAUUCAUCUCCGUGGCAACUAUGAAGUGGGCGACAUGCUCGGUGAAGGCUUCGGUGGCUUUGUCUAUGCUUGCCAUCGAUAUGGUGACCAGAAGGCCUUGGCCGCCAAGGUCUGCGCGGCGCGGCCCGGCGCCGCUGAAGAGCUGCGAAGUGAAGCGCAGCUGUUGCGCAGCCUCUGCCAUAGCUCGAUUAUGAAGGUCCACGACGUUUUUGAUGACGGGAAGUCCGUCUACUUUGUCAUGGACCGCAUGCAUCACGACCUCUUAGAUGGAUUGGAGAACUAUGUGAUGAGGGAAGCUUCUAACCUCAAUGGCCUUCGGCACGUGGUGCGACAGAUGGCCGCUGCAGUGAAGUAUCUCCAUAGUCACUCCAUCGUUCAUCGUGAUAUCAAGCCCGAGAAUUUCAUGACAGACCGGGCAAGUCUGACAGACCCUGAGUGCCGCUUGGUGCUGGGUGACUUUGGUUCGGCUUGUCAAAUCACGGAGCAGACGACACGUUUGGCUGAGCAGGUGGGGACCAUGGUCUACUGGGCUCCCGAGAUGUAUGACAAGGACUACGGCUUGAAGGUGGAUGUCUGGGCGUUGGGAGUCUGCCUACACUGUGUAGCGAGUAACGCCUUCCCCUUCGUGGAUGAGCAGGAGGUUCGUACCAAAAGUAUCGGCUUGUCCAACAUCAACCGAGCCUGUCGAGGUCUCAUCUCGUCGAUGCUCGAGAAGGUGGAGGAGAUUCGCAUCAACAUGGAGGAUGUCGUGUGGCAUCCCUGGUUGACCCAAGAAACUGCGACUGAAGAGCCAGACUUCGAGGCUUUGCCCCCGCCCUCGGUUUGGGCGUUGCUCCCUGAUGUCAGUGAGUGGCGGCUUCCCUCCUUCCCACGGAAGGGGCGGAAGGCUCGGCGGCUUUGGCCCCUCGCCAUGGCCUCGCUGAUGACAGGGAUAGGCUUGGCCAGGAUGGCCUUGCGGUUUUGCCCAGGAUGGGAUAGUACAGCACCUUGGAAGCCAACGAGUCUUCCAACCGUCUGCUUGAAGCCCCUUCGUACAGGGAAAGGUGUCGGCAUCGUGUCCCGCGCGCUGGCGCGCGGUGGCGCUCGCACGCGUAAGGGGACGGUGUUUGUUCGAUGAUCCUCUGAGGGAAUGGCCUCAGAGAUGUUUCGGACCGAUGGAUAGAGAGCCACGCCUUUCCGUGAAAUGGGCUCUUGUUUGGUAGCGAC